Messenger RNA from Rhinopithecus roxellana (golden snub-nosed monkey), 1776 nucleotides. RefSeq names its product killer cell lectin like receptor F2 (gene KLRF2). The transcript has 6 exons. The coding region runs from base 489 to 1139 and encodes 216 amino acids. The record is from RefSeq and is a predicted model, not a curated record. NCBI's taxonomy places the organism in Eukaryota, Metazoa, Chordata, Mammalia, Primates, Cercopithecidae.
AGGUAGUCAGACCAUUUUGAUAGUCUUUCUUCCAGAAUGACUGUUGAAAAGAAAACCCUAAGCUGCCUAAAUCAACGGCCUUUUCAAUUUAAAAAAAUCUAGCUUAUUGAAGUAAUGUUUCUGAGAAACGCGACGGGAUUUAAAACAGAGGAAAUAACUCCGAGCUAACAGGUAGGUAGAAGGGCAAUGCACAUCCUGACAAUAUGAGACAUGACAAUUUGCAGAUGCAGGGGAAAAUAGGAGGCCUUUCAAUUGCAAAGUUGGCAAGGUAUUAGAGUAUAAGCACUUGGUGGUGUAUACAGAGAUGGUAGAUCUUAUGUACAGAUGACCCCAGCUUCAAAAAAGACGAUUGUACUUUAAAUGUGGCAAAAAAAAAAACAGAGUGUGGCUUUUGUUAUGAGAGCAGCACAAAAUAGCAGAACUAGACCCGAAGAGAUAAUUUAUAUAGGAACGUGGUCUUCUCAGACGUAAUCAGUGGCAACUGAUGAAUGGAGACCAUUAUAACACUUCGAUGCCUUAUAAAACCUGGGAAACUUCAUAUAACCUUGGAAGAAAUCUCUCACUCUCAAUACCACCAAACGACAGAAAAUUUCUCCCUAUAUCCACAAUAUUAUUGUCUUCUGCUCAUAUUUGGAUGCAUUGGGAUCCUUAUUUUCAUUAUGACAGUGAUUGGCCUGAAGUUCUGGUAUAAAAAAAUGGAUUUCUCCCAGAAUGUAAAUAUCAGCAGUCUAUCAGGACACAAUUAUUUGUGCCCAAAUGACUGGCUGUUGAACCAAGGGAAAUGUUACUGGUUUUCAACUUCUUUUAAAACGUGGAAAGAGAGUCAACGGGAUUGUACACAGCUACAGGCACAUUUACUGGUGAUUCAAAAUGUGGAUGAGCUGGAGUUCAUACAGAACAGUUUAAAACCUGGACAUUUUGGUUGUAUUGGACUAUAUGUUACAUUCCGAAACCUAUGGAUGUGGAUAGAUGAACACUUUUUAGUUCCAGAAUUGUUUUCGGUGAUUGGACCAACUGAUGAUAGGAGCUGUGCCAUUAUCACAGGGAAGUGGGUGUAUUCUGAAGACUGUAGUUCCACAUUUAAGGGAAUUUGCCAGAGAGAUGCGAUCUUGAUGCGCAAUAGAACCAAUGUUGUAUAAAUGUACAACAAAAUGUAGAAAUACUUUGCAUGUUAAAGCACAGCCAGAUUUUAAAGACUUGGGUUUUUUAGGUAAAGUUUCUAACAGAAAGUUUCUGCUAACAGACAUCAUCUAAAUAAGAGAAAAGUAUUUUAUCCUAAAUUGAUCACAAAGACAACUUCUGAACAGAACUUUUACUCUAUACUUGGAUUUCUGGUUUGUCUUUUCCAUGGCAUUGAUAAUAAAAGCUAAAUAAAAAGUUAGUAAUUCUUUUAAUAGUUAUUUAAUAGUUUGAUAUUUUUUGCAAUUAAAAUAGCAUAGAAUAAAACAACUUUAAAGGAAUGUUAUUUAGCUAUAUGUGCUAUGUGGUAGAUUGGAAGGAAAGAAGCAGUAUAUGUACAAAUAUAAUAUUUGAAGCACGGAAUUCUGAAUUUUUCAUUUGUGUAUCAUAGCCUGAAGUGUUUGGCGGGGAGCGGGUAAUGAGAAAUUACCUAAUAUGUAUAAUGUACAAUAUUUAGGGGAUGGAUAAACUAAAAGCUCAGACUUCUCCACUCUGAUUCAUGUAACAAAAUUAUACUUGUACCGUUUAAACGUAUACAAAUAAAAAAAAUAAAGUCAUGUGGCCAAAUAUUCAAAACAAAAAGAAUAAAAGCAAAUC